AUGACUGCCAAGCUCUCCAAGGAGUUGAGGCUGUCCCUGCCGCCUUGCCUCCUGAACAGGACGUCCGCCACCUUGAACGCCAGCAGCACCUGCAUCGCGCAAGUGGGUCAGCUCUUCCAGUCCUUCUCGUCCACUCUGGUUUUAAUCGUCCUGGUCACCCUCAUCUUCUGCCUGAUCCUCCUCUCCCUCACCACCUUCCAUGUCCACAAGAGGAAGAUGAAGAAGCGGAAGAUGCAAAAGGCUCAGGAGGAGUACGAAAGGGACCACUGCACCCGCAGCAGCAGUAGCGGCAGCCGGCAGCACCCCGGGACAGGGGCGCGGGGAGAGACACCCCAAGGAAGAGACAGCCGCCUGGGAAGACCCCCCCAGGACUCAGAGAUCCAGCGCCCCUCUCCCUCGGCAGCCCCCAGCUCCCAGCAGCCACGGGCUUCUUUGGACACAGCUGGCACGGGGCUCUUGCAAACGGUGAUUUUGUCAUGA
Messenger RNA from Cygnus atratus (black swan), 480 nucleotides. It is a transcript of the gene C1H11orf87, whose product is annotated as chromosome 1 C11orf87 homolog. The coding region runs from base 1 to 480 and encodes 159 amino acids. Lineage: Eukaryota; Metazoa; Chordata; Aves; Anseriformes; Anatidae. The transcript has a single exon. The record is from RefSeq and is a predicted model, not a curated record.